AUUGUGAAUGACUUAAGGAGAAUGCGUUGUGCUCACAUUGCCAACUUACGAAUAAAGAAUAGAUGUAAGUAUUUCAAGACUCGUCUUCAGGUCUUAGAAGAUACUAUCGGAUAAGAUUAAUUACAGCUUUCGUACGUAAAUGAACUUGUGUUUUUGUCGCGUGAAAAUUUUCAAGUACAACUUUUAUUUGACAGAUAAACAUAUAAAAGCUUUCCUACAUUCCCGUCACAAUACAACGAUGCGAUUGCUGAUGUACAUCCUGUUUGAGAAACUAUCUUGCUCGCUCUUAAAGUCAGUAUUUGCUCUUGACAUCGAGUUUCAAAUGAGAGCUACACUUAAGGGUUAUGUGGAGCCACGCUACCGAGGAUGUAACGGAGUAAUGAACGGUGUACACUCUUAUUUUUGAGCUUAGAGCGAAGCUCAGCAAUACUGGAUGGUGGAGUGCUGUAACGGGUACAUACCCUACAAUGACUGACUUACUGAUUACACUUUUGUACCCCUCGCACUUGAAGCGAAGCUCAGAGGUAGCAAGGGUGUUCAUGAAUCGUCCUGUAAUGGAUGAGGAUUUUGGGACAUAUGGAUUGUGUGUGGCUGAUAGUACAACAAGGAUUACAAGUUUCCAUUUAAGCAAGACUUAACUUAGUAUAGAUAUCAAUGACAACGAAUUUUCCCUGCGCAUAGCUCAACUCGAACGGGUCCGCGUAUUUAAACGCAUUUAAACGCGAAGGUUUUCAGACGCUAAACGGUUUGAUAACUAAAUUUUCA
Molecule: messenger RNA, 765 nt
Organism: Plasmopara halstedii
Lineage: Eukaryota; Oomycota; Peronosporomycetes; Peronosporales; Peronosporaceae
Exons: 1
Coding region: 140-406 (88 amino acids)
Source: RefSeq, a predicted model, not a curated record